AAACUGCAACAACGCUCUUAAAGAAAAUGUCCACGCAUCUAAAAGUACACUAGGAAAACACAUGCAAAGAUUUGUCUUCAUAUUGACAGAACACAUUCCCAGCUCACGUACACUGAACUAUUACAAGUAUAUGCCUAGUCCUAAUCCUUACUCCAACUCAUAUCUGGCUCCAAAUCUAAUUCCAAUACCAAACAAAUUCAUACACCUGAAUAUUCUACAUGUCCCCAAAAGACAAAGUGUCCCACAAUAAUAGCACUUUUCUAAAACAUUGUCCACAUGAGUAUAGCUACACCAACAUCUUACACACACCUCAAAUCCCUCACACGUUUUUCCACAAGUAUAAACCAAAAAAAUUCACUCCCCCCCUCUCUCCCUCUCUCUCUCUUUCUCUCUCACACACACACACACACACACACACACACACUGCACUGAUCUGGAUGGGCGGACCACUCAGUCAGCUGACGUCUAAACUGUCCUCACCCUCUCCAGUCUUCCAGUGCUGUUGGUAUGAUGUUGGGUGAGUCCCGUGAGUGGAGAAGCUGCAGGAGCCGAGAGACUGGGUCUCACUCAGGCAUGCGUGCACCCACAUGGCCCACUCCUGGAGGGGCCCGCGGGACACAGGCUUUGUCAUUCUGAGCCUCCUCCUUCAGUUGCCUGUGAUGGGGAGACGUUUGCGGUGCUGCGCUGCUGUGAUGCUGCUGCUGGUCAUGGCUCACCGCGGCCGCCCGGCCACUCUGGAGCCCAUCCUGUGGAGCAGCUCCAGUUCACGAUUUUCUCCAGGUCAGGGUCUGGUCCUGUAUCCUCAGAUUGGAGACAAGAUGGACAUUGUGUGUCCCAGAUCAGACGUGUCCUCAGGGGGUAAAGAGGAGUUCUACAGAGUUCACCUGGUGUCCCUCAGCCAGAUGGAGCGCUGCAUCAUUGACAAGAUAGACACGCCCCUGCUGAGCUGUGAUAAGCCGCACCGCGACGUCAAGUUCACCUUCAAGUUCCAGGAGUUCAGCCCCAACCUUUGGGGUUUCGAGUUUUUCAAGGGGAAGGACUACUACGUCACCUCCACCUCUACAGGUUCUCUGCCGGGUCUGCACAACACUGACGGAGGAGUGUGUCGGAGCAAAUCCAUGAAGCUGGUGCUGAGAGUCGGCCAAAACUCUUCGGAGACAGCCUCAACACUGCAGGAGUCGCCCACCAGGUACCCACCCAGAAGAGGGAAGACCAAGGACAGGGACAGCAGUGUGAAGGGUCAGGAGUUAAAAGACCAAAGUGAGGCACCAAAGACAACCCCCAGCGGUGGCUCUGGAAGAAAACUCUGGUUCACGUGGAUGUUCUCUGGCUGUGUGGUCGUGGUUUUCAUCAUGGUAACAGCUUUUGUCUGGCUGUGGAGGCACCGACGCCAACGCUGUGUCCCAGUGGGCCAGCACACUGCCUCCGUGUCUCUGAGCACUGUGCCAAAGCGGGACAGCAUCAGCAGCGACAACGACGGCUCGGACCGCAGCGACCUGGUGUUUCCCCUGCAGCGCUCUGACAGCAUGGUGUGUCAUCACUACAAACGCGUGAGCGGCGAUUAUGCGGCACCUGUGUUCAUAGUUCAGGAGGUCACGCCCACAUCUACGCCCCCCAAUUUGUACUACAGAGUAUAAUGUUGCAGAACACCAAUCAUGUAACUGGUAUUCUGUCAGAGUGAGUACUUUGAUCAACACACUCUACAGACUGCAGCUCUACUUUAGA
Molecule: messenger RNA, 1725 nt
Organism: Cynoglossus semilaevis (tongue sole)
Lineage: Eukaryota; Metazoa; Chordata; Actinopteri; Pleuronectiformes; Cynoglossidae
Product: ephrin-B2-like
Exons: 5
Coding region: 588-1637 (349 amino acids)
Biological process (GO): ephrin receptor signaling pathway; blood vessel morphogenesis; axon guidance
Cellular component (GO): plasma membrane
Molecular function (GO): ephrin receptor binding
Source: RefSeq, a predicted model, not a curated record